GAUAGGUUCGAGAGAUUAGAGUGAAAGGGGCUAUGGAUCAUAGGGUGGACCACUCUGACUGAAUAGCAACAGCGUAUCGUCGUUCUUCCAAUCUGGAUGAGGUGAAAUUGCUUUUCUUGAAGAUUUCUCAGAUGUUAUGAAGGAGUGGAUGAAGAAUUUUGUUGCUGCAAGUUCUCUUGAAGUCUCAAAUGCACCAGCUGCUGUUCAUGCAAACAUAGGUGAAUUUGUAAGAGCAGAUCCUAAUGCUAUUGUGCCUAAUGUGAUUCAUGAGAUAUCAGUAGAAUCUGUAUUUGUUCCCAAUGUUGAACCCCAUGUUGAGACAUUAGUUGAGACUACUUCAGAUGUGAAUAUGGAACUCUCUGCUAGAAAUCCAAACCCCAUUGUUGACACAUCUGAACUUGAUCUCCAAAUCCAUCAAUCUACCUUGGGUUCUGAACCAUCUACCGGUUGUAAGAAGUCAGUUAUUGAAAAUGUUCAUGAAUUAUUGUCAAUCUGGUCUUAGUAUUGAUGGUUUGUUUAUGCUGAAGACCCUUUUGCCAAAUUUAUGUUAAAAGGGGGAGUAGUUUGGUGAAGAAUCUGUGUUGUUUCUGAUGUGGAAACACUUAUGUUUUCCUACUUGGUAGUUUUGGUCUGUAAUAAUUUGAAGACACUUUCAAGACAAGGCAAGUAACUGGUUGUGUAGUACUCCAAGCUGCUACUGUUUUGUUUUAUGUUCAAGUUGCUACUGGUUUACUA
Lotus japonicus is the source of this 735-nucleotide messenger RNA. RefSeq lists its product as uncharacterized. Bases 137 to 502 code for a protein of 121 amino acids. The record is from RefSeq and is a predicted model, not a curated record. The transcript is spliced from 2 exons. Lineage: Eukaryota; Viridiplantae; Streptophyta; Magnoliopsida; Fabales; Fabaceae.